GAGGAAGCGCUGGAAGACGAAGGGGCAGGAGCGAGUGGUCUAUGCAGUUUUAUGCUUACCUAAGUGAGCAAUGCCGACAUGACAUAAUGAGAUCUGUCACGUGGCACCGUGUUGGUCUCGUGUCUGAUCCGCUCGCGUGUCCUCGACCCCUGCCACUUUUUUCCUCCCCCACCAUCUUUGAUUCCCUGAAUGAUUGUCGCGUCAUUCACAUUGCUGUUCAUCAAGUCAAAGCCGGUUCGACAAUGAGAUGUCACGAUGCCGCGGUCCAAAACCCUUCAAGCGGCAGAGAAGAAAGCCAUCGAGGGCAAUAACGAAAUCGCAAGACAGCCAAGCCAUUUUUGACCGAUAUGUGGCAGAAUACGGGAUCGGCGUGACAAGCAGCUCGCCCCCAAGAGUAUCGUCCGCCGCGUCGCGACACACUUUGAGAAGCGAUAAGCGACAUCGCGACAGUCUUCUUUCGCGCCAUUCCGAUCCGUUGAGCCAAGGCGAAAGUCAGCGAACUGCUCAAUCUUUCCCCAAUACUGCUCCGCUGGUAACGAGUAUCCGUACUGAAAGCGCGCACGACCUCGAUCACGAAACUCCGUUACCCGCGUUGCCUGCUGUCGCUGCCGCUGCGGAUGCUGCAGACCCAGAUUGCGGCCCAGAUCCCGACACAAUUCCUUCGACUCUGCCCUUGACCAAGCUCAACAACGGUGACAACUCGAAUUGUCUUGCAGCAGACCCAAAGCUUCAUCUCGACCGCGACGCGAUAAAUACGAUACCUGACGAGGUCCCCGCACCAUGCACUGCCCACAAAACCGCGAGGAAAGUCAAUACCCUCCCUAGAGCUUCGGGCCGCGCGCUCUCCACGAAAGUCAAGAUGGAUGUCUCGCAGCAAUCCCCUACUCAAGAUAACGACGAUCGGGACUACGAGAAUUACUACGAAGGUCCUUCAUUCGUCGAGACGAGUCCCAUUUCACAGGACCACAGCGCCGAGCCGCCAGCGAUUCACGAGGAAGAUUCCGCAGUUGUUGACUUCGGCAAUCUCGACCAUCUGAUCCAAGGCGACACUCAGGGAGACACUCAAGGCGACGAAGAGCCUUCAUCUUUCCCCGACCACGCCGCCCCGGUACAUACCCGUGGAGCUUGGCGGAAUCGCACCUCCAGUUCUCAACAACAAUCCUCUGUUCAGCGUACCGACGGCCAGUCUCCUUUGCUGCCGACCGCCCCUCCACCGCAGACUCCAGCGCGACGGCACAACCCCUUUGCCGGGAAGAAGCUAGGCGACCCUGCUUUAGCAGGAUCUCAACUUUUUGGCCAGACGCAGUUCUCAUCCGCCGUGAAGCAUUUCAGCCCUACCUCUUCGAGACCAUCGCCGCACGUCUACGCGCACAACUCCAUCUCACCCAACAUAGCCGAGACGUCGCCUCUUAAGAACCGGUACAACGUCACAUCACCUCCCGAUUUGCUUUCUUCGAGUCCUCAAGCUCUGCGAGUCGAAGGCCCGGCGCCCUACGACCGCCAACAUAGCCCGAGCUACUCUGCGCCACUCGAAGAUGGCACCAUACCGGAGUCGCCGCAAAUGCCCCCCAUAAACACACGGGGCCUACCAGAACCGACGGGCAUUUACGAAAGCAUGAUGGAAUCACAAGAGAGGAAAAGAAAGAGUGCUGAGAUCCAGCCCGAGCUUUCGGGAGAGGAAUCCGACGACGUGGCCGCAAAAGUGGAGCGGAGGAAACGUGCUGCAAUGAAAAAGAAGGCGGCUGCGCAAGAUCUUACAGCUAUUCCCGUGCAGCGAGCAAGCUCUAAUGCGUCUGUGGAAGUGCCCUCAACGACCAGCAAGCCGAGGAAACCCCCGCCAAGGAGGAUGCGAUACCGUGCUCGACGUGCUGACGAGGACUCGACUGCAUCCGAAGAUGAGGGCGAGGGGUUCACAGUAGCCGAUUCCCAAGGCCACGCAGCCGAUCAGCCAACUCGUGCCAGAAAGUCGCCUGACGCUGUGGAAGUAGGCAAUGGCACGAAAAAUGGCCUUGUCUCGAGCAACGAUGCGGUGCCCGACAGCGCCGGGCCAACCCAGAAGUCUGCCUCAAAUGGCGUGGUACCUGGCACAGAAAGUUCGGGCAACGGAUCUCGGCCCAAGGACCUCCUUAUACCGGAAACCAGUCCCAACAAUACUCAAUCUCGGCCAGAAGGGAAAGAUGACGUACCGCUAGACGUGUCAGUGGACAUUAAGAAGUCACAACAGGCAGAGGAACCGGAUGCACCGGUGAUCCAGCCAAAGGACAUUGAAGCCGAGAUCGAGCUUCUACCCGAGACCCCAGAGCCCUCUCUCCCUCAGCCUUCUCGCCGAUCGAGCCGCAAGUCCAAGCCAACCCUCAAGGCACAGGUUCUCAAAGGUGCUCAUAGUGCCGCCGUGUCCUCAGAUGCCGCCGGAACCAACGGGGCUACAUCGCCUACCAAGGAGGAGCCAGAUACAGAUCGAGUUUCGCAGGGAAACGGCGCUACAGCGGUCGACGAGGUGAUGGCUACACCGACAGAUGUGAUCCAUGCAGCAAUGAAUUCGACGGUGAAUGGCGAGCCGCCUAUGCCAUCUUCACCGCCCCUACCAAAGGCUACAAAGGGUGUUGGGCCUCCGGAUACGGUUCUCGGUGAGAGUCUUGCCGAGCAAGGUCCGACGACGCCCGACAUUCGUGCCAAUCCUGCCGCUCCGACUGCUCCUGGCUCAACAACAUCAACACUUAGCGUACUUACAACCACACCGGUCCCAUCCUCCAAGAGUCCGACUGCGUCACAAGAAUCGAUUGAACUACCACCUCUCUCACCUGAUAAGUCCAAACGUGGACGCCUGCCUGCCAAGGCCUUGCCUAGACUCGCCACUGGAUCGAGGGCUCCCAAGCAAGGUACUCGGAAGCAGGUCCGAAGGGCAACUCGCCUUGAUUCCGCGUCGACAGAUGAGCUGCAUCGAUCACCAUCUGUCAACGGAUUCGAGAACAGUAUCAUUCAACCUCCGAAGACUAGCGUCAGAGGCAGCCGCCUAUCGAUGCUCUCUCACACAUCAACGUCGAAAGACGACGCUAGCAAGCCUCCUAUUUUUGCUGGCAUGGCAUUCGCAAUAUCUUUCCAAUCGAAAAAGGACGGUGAAAAAGUGGAUCACUUCGAGCAACGAAUGGGUCAAAGUCGCGAAAUAGAGAAAAUGAUUCUACAGUGCGGAGGCUUGUUGUUGAGCAAUGGCUUUGACGAGCUCUUCGAGCCCAACGCUCUCGGAAGCACGGCAACCAGCCCAGCUUCAGAAACAAGGGACGAAAAUCCACUGACGCUGACCCCGUUUGCGCAGACCAUUGGUUUCACCGCCUUGAUCGCUGAUGGUCACUCCCGCAAGGUCAAGUACAUGCAGGCUCUCGCUCUAGGGCUGCCGUGCAUUUCGGACCGUUGGAUUGCUACUUGCGUCUCGAAAGGCGCUGUGGUCGAUUGGCUCCCAUAUCUGCUCUGCGCUGGUCAAUCCACUUUCCUCCGUGAUGCCAUCCGAUCGCGAUAUCUAGCGCCCUAUCCGGCCACUGACGCACGACUUGUGGACGUCAUUGAAAGGAGGCCGAAGAUGCUGGAAGGCAGCCAAAUCCUGCUCGUGAUGAAAAAAUCUAGGGCUGAAGAAAAGAAGAUGCCAUACGUGUUCUUGGCACAUGUCCUCGGCGCCACACUCUCAAGGGCGUACAGCGUCAAUGAAGCAAAAGAGACCCUGAGGCAGCGAGAACUACUUGAAGACCCGUUUGACUGGGUCUAUGUCGAUGAACAUACCGGAUCGGAGGAAGGAUUAUUCAGCGCUGUUGCUCCCGCAUCCAAGCCUUCGAAAGCAUCGAAGAAGCGAAAGAGGGCAGCGCCGGCAACUGACGACGCUCCCCGGCCGCCAAAGAGAAUCAGGACGUUGAGCAACGAGCUUGUCAUACAGAGCCUCAUUCUAGGACGGAUGAUUGAAGAAGGUGAAAUGGAGGUCUAAGUCACAUGGAAUUGUAUUACUAUAUGAGAUCUGGGAUGGAAAAAAGGACGAAGGGAGUUGGUACAAGGCACUUUUACGGCGUUUGAGCAUGGGACGGACAUAUUAUGAGGAUGAUACCUUUAAGCGAGAGAGCUUUGAUGUGCUUUUGGUCAACGACCAAUAUCACCGCAGUUAUUCGAGAUGAAUCAACACGAUUGAAGUCAUGUUUCCUGCGAGAUGAUGAGUCGGUUCAGCAGUGGUUCACGAGAAGCACA
Colletotrichum acutatum is the source of this 4224-nucleotide messenger RNA. RefSeq lists its product as uncharacterized. NCBI's taxonomy places the organism in Eukaryota, Fungi, Ascomycota, Sordariomycetes, Glomerellales, Glomerellaceae. Gene Ontology annotation, biological process: positive regulation of transcription by RNA polymerase II; DNA damage checkpoint signaling. The record is from RefSeq and is a predicted model, not a curated record. The transcript is spliced from 3 exons. Bases 248 to 3970 code for a protein of 1240 amino acids. Gene Ontology annotation, molecular function: histone binding. Gene Ontology annotation, cellular component: nucleus.